AUGAACAUCAUCUCAGUCAUCUUCGGAGGAAGAAGAAUCAUCAGGAGAAGAAAAAGAAGAAUCCCCGUCCACCGCAAGAUCUUCAUCCACGGCCUUGGGUGGGCUGCCACUAAUGAAACCCUAAUCGCUGCUCUCAAACCUUUUGGUGCCAUCGAGGAAUGCAAUGUCGUCACCGAUAAAACUACCGACCGUUCUAAAGGCUACGGUUUUGUCCUCUUCAAGAUGCGCGCCGCUGUGCGUAAGGCUUUGAAGGAGCCGCAGAAGAAUAUCAGAAAUCGGAUCGCCGCCUGCCAGUUAGCUUCCACUGGACCUGUUCAGAACCAGCCGGGUUCUGAGAUGAGUGCUCGAAAAUUGUAUGUGGCGAAUUUGCUGUGCUCUGUUGCUGUUGAAGGCCGCAGUACUAAGAAUAAUAAUAAUAAUAACGCUUCAGCAAGUCCAGCGCCUGUAAUGUGUAGGGCAUUGAUUUUGUUCAAGGAGUCAAGAGUAGUAUACUACCUCUUGGGAGAGGGAAUAUGUGGCUGUGGAGAGAAAAAUGGAGGCUUUGGCUGGAAGAGGGAGUGUGCGGCUGUGGAAUAA
Molecule: messenger RNA, 576 nt
Organism: Mangifera indica (mango)
Lineage: Eukaryota; Viridiplantae; Streptophyta; Magnoliopsida; Sapindales; Anacardiaceae
Product: UBP1-associated protein 2B-like
Exons: 2
Coding region: 1-576 (191 amino acids)
Molecular function (GO): RNA binding
Source: RefSeq, a predicted model, not a curated record